Messenger RNA from Stomoxys calcitrans (stable fly), 2973 nucleotides. RefSeq names its product myb-like protein I. The transcript has 3 exons. NCBI's taxonomy places the organism in Eukaryota, Metazoa, Arthropoda, Insecta, Diptera, Muscidae. The coding region runs from base 361 to 2832 and encodes 823 amino acids. The record is from RefSeq and is a predicted model, not a curated record.
ACAAAUAACAACCAAAGCAGCAACAAACCAGCUUUUAUUUUGGCAUAUUUCAACAUUGACAAAACAAAGAAUAAACAGCAGAGAGACAACAAAAACCGCAGCCGCCCUUCCGGGCGCUGUUAACGAAAGGCAAGACAUUGACGCGGCGGUUAAUUGCCGACGAAGACCAAAAACCCCAAAAAGCAAACUCAAACAAAAUUUGUGGCUUUCACAGACAUUGAGUAACAGUUGGCAAGGCAAUUAGCAAUCAACCACAAAUCGGCAGUGGCAACGACAGAGACAUCGAGAGCAGCAGCAACAGUGGCAACGGCAACAUCUGGGCGGGAGAAACCACCAAAUUGACAUCAAUAACAAUGUACCAUGGAGGCUUGUUUAGGUUUAGGCAGAAAUCAACGUUCCAACAACAAAUCGCCAAAAGAUUUGAAAUUGCAACAACAACAGCAGCAACAACAAUCCGGGCUGCAUACAUUCCAUCAUCAUCACCAUCAGCAACAGCAUCAGCAGCAGCAGGGGAAAUUGCAACAGCCGGUGACAAAUCAAAAUUAUUACACUACACAGCAGCAACCGCAGCAGCAAAGGCAACAUUUAAUCACACGUGGCCAACAGCAGCAGCAACAGUUGCAACAACAGAAAUUACAACAACAACAACAGCCCCCUACAAAUGUAGCCGGGGACUUAAAGCAGCAACAGCAGCAGCAGCCACCUACAUCCCCCCUUUUGGAACGCCAACAAAUUGGCCAAAAUGUGAGGCAAAAUGUCUCCAUGUCAGCAACCGCAGGAGGGGGAGCAGGAGGAGCUGCUACGCCCGCAUCAUCAGCUAGAACAAUGCCUAAAUACAAGAAUACUGCCCCCACACUGCCCUUUGAAGACUUAUCUCCAAAAAACCCCAUAUCUGCCACUCAGACAAUGAUGUCCUUGCAACAGAGUACAAUUCAGGUUGAUGUCACGCCAACACUGCCCUCAUCUGUUAGCCCCACAAAUGCUGGCGGCGGAGGUGGUGCCGCCAACAAAAGUUGUCGAAAGAUCAGCAUUCGACAACCACAGGCACAGGCACAGACACAGCAUCAACACCAACAUCAUCAUCACCACCAUCAUCAUCAUCAGGUGCAGCAGCAUCAACAGCAGCAACUUCACCUUCACCAGCAACAACAAAUGACUGCCGAUUUGGAUGCCAUUGAAAUAUGUGCUGACCCAGAGCCCAUGGUCUCUUUCAAAGGUGCUGGCUUAGUGAGGCAUACAAAAACCUUGGGACGCCUGCAUCAGACCCAUAGCAUGGACGAGCAAUGGUCGCAAAUGCCUCAGACCACCUCCAUGCAAUUGCUGCAAUUACAACAACAUCAGCAGCAGCAGCAACAACAACACCAUGACUAUUCAUAUGCCUACUAUGAACCUGGAGCGGCAAUGCGCCACACCAACAUACCCAGCUCCCAAUUAGUGGCCGAUGAAGAGGAUCUAACACCAGCUCCGCCCAACUCCAUUCGCGCUUUGCUGUCCAAGGGUAAAAAGAAUAAACUUUUGGUCUCACCCGCCACCCGACAAUCGUAUCAGGUGCGACUAACGCAACAACAUCAGAAACAAUUUUCCAAUAAUCCAGGCUCUUCGGCGGCAGCUAAGUCAGCGGUAGCUGCAGGAUCUUCGCUUGCCGGGGCCGUGGGAGGAGGGGCGCCCAGCAACAUAUCAACGCCAGAGAAUUUCUAUGAAGAAAUUUCCGCCUCCUCCACAUCGUCAUCAUCGAACUCCAUGACCAGCCAUAGACAAUUGCGUUCCACCUCGCAUUCUGCGGGCUCGCUAACCCAACAGUUGGUGGAAGAGGAGUUGAGAAGAGUACAAAAUAGGCAUCAUAAAAUUUUGGGAGAACUCAAUUUAUCCGUAGAGGCCAUGCUAAUGCCAGAAAGUCCACCCAAUACCAGUCCCACCUCUGGCAGCAGCACCAAUGCCCCACCCAAGGAACCCACGGCUCCAACUGUCAGUGUCACCUCAGCUUCGGGGCAGCCCUUGCGUCUAACCUCAUCAUCAGUGGACAACAUAUGUGAUCCUGGGGCCACGGCAACAGUAGGAGGGGGUGCUAUAGCCCCCUUGACCUCCUCGGCCACUAUAGCGGCUGGUUUGCUGCAAACCUCCUGCCUGGGAGCUGCCGAUCUGGACAGCGGAUUUAGUGGGAGUAGUGGAGCGAGCUAUAUAGGAUCCCUGCGUUUGCAUAAAACCAAUGCCCUGAUGAACUCACGCACCGCUGGCCAGCAGAUGCAGACAUCAUCCGCUGCUGCGCCAACCCUGGCCACCUCCAAUAAGUCCCAACAAAGUGCCUUUGCUUAUGCCACACAAAGUUGUCGCUCCUUUCAAAGGGCCAACACAUGCAUCGACACCAAUGCCUCGUCGCGCUCCCACUCCUCGGCCAUAAAACAUCUGCCUCAAGUUCAUGGGGCUGGCAAUAAACAUCCCACCCUCUCGCAUGGCUAUUUGCCAACGGAUGGGGCCGUCGCCGCCGCCAUGAUGAUGACAAUGAACGACGACGAUGAUACCGCCCUAAAUUCAUCGGGGUUUUUUACGCGUGCUGCCUGUGGUCGACGUAUUUUAAAUUGUGCCAAAAUAAGAGCGGCCGAAGAUCCCGGCCCAGUGGUUGUGGUGGAGUCUAAAGCUCGCAGCUUUUGGAAUCGCAAAGGAUGGCGCAAGUUUCCCGGCUUCUCAACAUCAACGUCCAGCAUAAAUGAUACGGGUUUAGCAACAGGUAAGUUUCUACUUCAUGGACCAUGGUUUCAAAUAAUUUGCUCUACAGGAUGUAACAGAUUCGUAUACGUAUAUCGAAUGAAUGUGUUUUGCUUCGAAUUCUAUUGAAAUGGUUUUUAUAAUGGAAAGUGGAAAUUCGUUUUGUGGCUCCACGCAGGACAUUUGAGGGUGUCAGGUUUUCCAACACUGGGCGUAUAUAAAGUGAGUAGACCAUUAACUUAUUUCUUAUAUUGAAGAUACAUUUAAAGA